UCGAGCAAACUGGCAACCCGCCAUAAGUCGUGCGUGGGGACGCUGACACGCAUAACAUGUAGAGGACGAAUAGGCAGAGUGCUAGAAGAUGUCCGUGGCUGUGAAAGUGCGGCGCGCGCGGCCGGCGGUGGGGAGGAGAGCGGCCAGAUGCGUGUGGGCGCUUUUUCCUCACGCGGUGCUCAUCCUCUCUCUCAUCGGAUACGCCGUGCUCGGUGCCGUAGUCUUCCAGGAGCUCGAGGGAAGGCCGAGAAACGGCACGAAUGAGUACCGAAAUUUCGUGCGCCAAGUCGUCGCGACCGUGCGCAAUAACACCGAUGAGUCUGAGGAGGUUCUCAUGGGUGCUGUAGAGCAGACGAUCAGAGGGGGAUACCAAUCUGUGUGGUCUCAGAGUCAUGAAAACUGGACCUUUUAUGGCUCUCUCUUCUUCUGCUGCACCGUCUUCACCACUGUGGGUUAUGGAGAGAUCUACCCAGUGACUGGUCCUGGAAGAGCAGCAUGUAUCAUCUAUGCCAUGCUGGGAAUUCCACUCAUGCUUUUAGUCAUUUCAGAUGUUGGUGACUUUCUAGCAAUGCUCGUCUCCAACGCUUACCAAAGGUUACACUCUUCCUGCAAACAUCUUCUCACUCGGGUGAGAAACCUCUGCAGAAGCCAGGAAAGUGUUGCAAUUCAUAAUAGCAUCUACACCUGCAGUCAGGAAAUAGUGGUGAGUAAACCAAUGGACAUUCGUGAAGUGAUGCUCAAACAGUCAACUGUUAAGCAAAAAUCCAGCCAGUUUCUCAAAAAUGUCGCAAUCUUUGAGAAGAUCAUUGAACGGGAGAAAUUUGGUCAGAAUGGACCUCUGGUGCGCACAUGUUCUUGCCACGAGCUCAAUCGGAUGCCACCUGUGCCUUUGGACUUCAAGAUGUGGGAUUUUUCUAUCAUAGGCCAAGAGAUGGAGAGUUUGAAUGUGCCGUUCUUGUUGAUCCUGUUCGUCGUCUUUGCUUAUAUACUGAGCUGGGCGCUGAUCCUGCCACUGUGGGAGACGGACUUAUACUGGUUCGAUGCGUUCUACUUCUGCUUCAUAACGCUUACAACUAUUGGUUUUGGUGACAUUGUGCCCAAGCACCCCAAGUUCUUCAUGCUGACCUUCCUUUUCAUCAUCACAGGCAUGGCCAUUAUGAGCAUGGCCUUUAAGUUGGGUCAGUCACGUAUCAUCAGCUGUUAUCACCGCUGCAUCGGCUGCCUCAGCUGCCUCGGCGUGGGAAAGAAGGGCAAGUACAAGGUUUAGGACAUGGAAAUUGGGCACCAUGUUGAAAAUGUUGAGAAUCCAUGAGUAAAGUAGACAAAUGUUUUUUUUUCUAAAUCUUCUUACUGAUUUUUUGUCAGUGUUUGAGCUUCCACAAGCUGCAAGGAAGGUUAGAUACUGUAGAUGGAUGAAUUAUGAGUAUUUAUGAUGCAUGGGCGUGGGUUAAAGUUCAGCUUUUUACAUUUCUCCCUAAAGAAUACUGGAUAUUGUUGGAGCGCUGCAUUGUGAGACCAACUGGUUUGCAGCCCUGACAACAUUAACGUUAUGGGUGCAAGCUAAUUUUUACCUUUUUCUCUCUUAUAGUUUUUAUGGCGGGGGGCACGGUGGCUUAGUGGUUAGCACGUUCGCCUCACACCUCCAGGGUUGGGGGUUCGAUUCCCGCCUCCGCCUUGUGUGUGUGGAGUUUGCAUGUUCUCCCCGUUUCCUCCGGGUACUCUGGUUUCCUCCCCCGGUCCAAAGACAUGCAUGGUAGGUUGAUUGGCAUCUCUGGAAAAUUGUCCGUAGUGUGUGAUUGCGUGAGUGAAUGAGAGUGUGUGUGCCCCCUGCGAUGGGUUGGCAUUUCGUCCAGGGUGUAUCCUGCCUUGAUGCCCAAUGACGCCUGAGAUAGGCACA
Molecule: messenger RNA, 1897 nt
Organism: Tachysurus vachellii
Lineage: Eukaryota; Metazoa; Chordata; Actinopteri; Siluriformes; Bagridae
Gene: kcnk18
Product: potassium channel, subfamily K, member 18
Exons: 3
Coding region: 89-1267 (392 amino acids)
Biological process (GO): potassium ion transmembrane transport; stabilization of membrane potential
Cellular component (GO): membrane
Molecular function (GO): potassium ion leak channel activity
Source: RefSeq, a predicted model, not a curated record